Messenger RNA from Cylindrotheca closterium, 2851 nucleotides. Lineage: Eukaryota; Bacillariophyta; Bacillariophyceae; Bacillariales; Bacillariaceae. The record is from the annotation of a GenBank genome assembly.
AUGCGAUUCCCUUCAUUCUCUGCUAUCAAGUCCCUCCCCACCGAUGCGGACUCCGAUGCCCUCUUGAAGAACGUUUUCCAUGGCUCGUCCAGCAUGCAUGAUCGUGCCACUGCCGUCACCUCGGCACUUGGUCUGAUGUUCUUCGACCCUCAAGGAAAGCUCACGGUCGUUACCAUCCCAAAAAAGGUUAUCCUUGACAAUGGAAUGUCGGCCGGUAUCUUCGCCUCCCUCCGAGACGACCUUACCCAAGCGAUCCCCGUGACCAUUGACCCCGACGAACUCUCCAAACGGGUGAUCGGGGUGGGCAACAAUGGCCGCGCCGUCUCGUGCUGCGUCCCUCUGCUGAAGGACACCCAGUACCACCCGAGCAACGCCAAGAACGCCAACGACGCAGACUUACCUGAAGACAUCGACUUCACAGUCGAAUCACCAACCUUCUGUGCAGUCUCAGUUUUCUGCCCACUUGUUCCAGGUAGCAAGAUGCCACCGGAUCUGGACCUUACCCAAGACGUCCCUGAAGAAGUUCUUCUUGUCCUUUCGCCUCACGAACGUCUAUGGGUCGAAGUUCAUGCCUUUCUCUUCAAGAAUACGAUGGGAAGAAGCCUUUUUGUCGACGAGACACUCGUCGGCAAGACUUCUAUCCCACUGGACCAGUUUAUUGUCAACGAGCAGCUAGCUGCAAUCUCCGAGAAUACUCUCUCCACAGCAUCUGGGUACGAGUUUCGCGACGCCCGGACCGGCUCUGAAUCCUUUUACAAGUACAUUACGAGCUUCAACAGUAAGGUCGAUACGCUCUCCCGUGCCCACACCGAUGUCUCUGCCGAACCAAGUAUUCCUACCGGGGCUGCCCAACCAAUCGACCACGCCAGUAUCAUCAAGGAGGCAAUUUUGGCAUCAAAGACCACGGCCACCAAUGACGCGGCCACCGAAGCUCAAGAGCGAGUCCUCCUGUCAUGGCGAAUACUCUUUGGCCAUUUUAUCACCCACCCGGAUGGGAGUGUUGAAUACGUACUGGCUGAUUGUUCGCCCGCUUGGAAGACCAUUUUGAAGGCAAAACCCCAACUUGCCCUUCGUUUCUUCCACGAAGCCUUCGAGCAGUCCAUUAAAGGGCUCCAACCUACCCGCAAUGCUUACCACGCUCUCUUCGACUGGGAUGUCCAUCGCAUCCAGGCAGCUGGGAUGGCGGCGAUCCAAGGAGCCAGCUUUACCACCAGACCUCUGGUAAUGAACCCAUCCGAUGCACUGUCCUGCUUCAGUCUCCUUCAGUUCCUCCCUUCCGACAGGACCGACAAGGACUUGGCCUCGCAUAUUAACGAAGAUGAAGAAGCCUGUAUGCAAGAAGACAUGGGUGAGCAUGUCACCAAAAGGGCCUCCAAGAAGACAAAAUUGUACUCCAAGGGUCGCUGCGCCUCCAUUGCCGACAUCAAGAGCACCAUCUCCAACGUCGCACAACUUGCUGACUUCGCAACCGAAAACUUCUCCAUGUCCAACAACACACCCUUCUUGGUGGAACAGUUUGACACGGUUAUGGUUGCUUUGUCCCGACCUGACGCCGUCCAGUGGCAGCAUGUGAUCGACCUCACGGGUGUCGCUGUCCACAUCCUCCAUGACCUCCAAACCGUUUUCCAGGUCAUUGCCUCUGAGGCCAAGGACUUCACUCUCCACGCCGAAGCACGACCACUGGGCACCAUUCAACGUGCUGAACUCUUCUCUGGCGCAAGAGCCCAGACACAGCUCCUGCUGGACAAGAUUGACGAAGGACUACGAAAUUGUCGCCGCCCCAACUAUCCCAGGACAUCCGCCCUGAGUGCCCUGAUUUCUUCCACCGAGGCCCCCGACGCUUCGUCUUCUGGCAAACGGUCCUCCGAGUCACCAUCCUCCAAGCAAGAUACAGUCGCUUCACCUGCAAAGAAGCCAAAGCCUAGCAACGAGGAAAGCAACACCAGGGGCAUGCUAAUCUGCACUUCCACCGGACGGCGACUGAUGCCAGACCAAAAGUGGAAAGUCAACGGUGUAGAGAAGACCGCCUGCGUCAACUUCCUCUUCCGGAACUUCCAGUGCACGAAUACUCGUUGCCCUUUGCUCCAUAUCCAUAAGCGAGUGUACCAAUCUCGCCCUGCUAGCGAACAGGAGUCCUUCAAGACUUGGGUCCAAUCGACUCCAAACGUCAAAUGGGCUCCUGGGCAGGAACCACGUACCGUGGCGGCCGCAUCAGUAAGCACUCUUACCCAACAGGUCCACUACUACGCGUCUUGGUCGGCACCAAUGUCACAUUGCAUUGAUCCACAGGACGAGUGUUCUCUCCAGGACUAUCCCCCAACUCGGACAAUUUUCGACGAGCUUGACCCUGCGGACAUGCUUGUUGCGGAACGAUUCCGCCAUAUUCUGGAACAGGGCGCAAGGGUAACACCUACUUUUACUCGGUCGGAACAAUCCCAAUUUCUUCGGGAUCUCCCGAGUAGAACUGCCCUCGCUGUGGAGUCACCAUACGGUAAGGACAGUAAUGACCAAUGCUUCAAGACGGAAAGUACAUUUCGCCAUACCUUUGUUUUUCUCUACAAGAGCGGCUACUUGGACAAAACGACCAGCGAUCGCUUGGGCAAGGCUUUCUCCGGAGCCUUACUUCUUCGUCUGCUACUCAAGGGCCACGAGUUUGUUGACUUUCGGCCACUUCGCCCCGUCCUUCCUUCGGAUACACCAAUGGGCCAAGUCAUGCACAGUUGGAGCCGGAUGUUCACCGCCUGUUUGUUACAUUACAACUUGGAUGUAGCUACUGCCGUUCGCUACGUUGGGAACAUACAUACAGGGGCCCAUCGUGAUUGGAACACUUUAGAACCAGAGCUACGUGCGG